Molecule: messenger RNA, 351 nt
Organism: Sciurus carolinensis (gray squirrel)
Lineage: Eukaryota; Metazoa; Chordata; Mammalia; Rodentia; Sciuridae
Product: keratin-associated protein 6-2-like
Exons: 1
Coding region: 1-351 (116 amino acids)
Source: RefSeq, a predicted model, not a curated record
AUGUGUUGCAACUCAUGUGGUAGCUCCGGCUAUGGUUGUGGCUUCGGCUGUGGCUAUGGUUCUGGAUAUGGCUGUGGCUAUGGCUCUGGCUCUGGCUGUGGUUAUGGCUAUGGCUAUGGCUCUAACUGUGGCUGUGGCUCUGGCUCUGGCUGUGGAUAUGGCUGUAGAUUUGGCUCUGGCUAUGGUUGUGGAUAUGGCUAUGGUUGUGGUUGUGGCUAUGGUUCUGGCUGUGGUUGUGGAUAUGGCUCCAGAUGUGGCUGUGGAUUUGGCUCAGGUUAUGGCUCUGGCUAUGGCUCUGGCUGCUGUUGCUAUCGGCCAUGUUGCUAUAGAAGAUGCUAUUCUUGCUGCUAG